AUGGUGGUGUGGAUUCAACUCCCGGCUUUCCCGGUACACUUUUACCACAAGGAAAUUCUGUUCACGAUAGGGAACAUGAUUGGUCAGGCAAUCAAGCUUGAUUUUCACACACAACACCAACAACGUGCGAAGUUCGCUCGGAUAGCUGUGGAGCUCGACCUCUCCAAACCUCUGAUCACACGGAUCCGGCUGGACGGAAAGUGGCAAUACAUCGAGUACGAAAAUCUGCCAACCUGUUGCUUUGAAUGUGGCAAAAUUGGCCACACUUCCUUGACGUGCCCCCUUACGAUGAUGAAGGCUCAACAGUCACAAUCGGAACCGUCUCAGAGGUCGCCGGAAAACUGGGAAGAAACGCCGUCGGAGGACAAGGCCGGUUUCGGGCCUUGGAUGCAAGUGACGCGUCGAACCCGGCGAAACAACAGGAAGGCUGAGAAAGGAAACUCUAACGUCAAUCAGGGAGAGGCGGCUGGUAAUGGAAGGCCUGGGAAAGGAAAGCAUGUGAAUACAGAUGUGGAAAUCCUUAACGGAAAGAAGGGAGGACAAAAGGAAACUGGAAAAAAGGAAACUGGGGCUCAGGAAAAAGGAAGGGCCGAUGAUAAUGGCCAACGAAAAGGGAAGGAAGGGGUUGGUAAAGAUAUGGUGGAAGAGGCAACGGGUGGGAAAGGAAUUCUUGGGCCCAUUCCGUCUGCGAAAGCUGGACUCUUUGCCGGGCUUAAUAAGGAGACGGGCCUGUCCAGGAGCAAGGAGCCUGGAGCUAAACCAAGCUCUAGUGGAAACAGGCCGAGUGGAGGCCAUAAUAAACCAAAGCCCAAUGACAACACUUCUCCUGCAAGCCCGCCGCCCACUACACAGCUGACAGGCCCGAAUGCCACGAACAUUCAGAUUGUAAGUGUCCCAACGCUGGAGAUGCAAAAAGAGUCGGCGGCUAGAGCAGAGGCUCCAUCGGCGACAGCCCGGACCAAAAAUCGCAGCCCUCAAAACAAAAAGAAGGCAAAGUCGCCUCGCAAGUCUCCGACGAAGGUGGCGAUGAGGGCUCUUCAAGUCUGGACGCCGGUCAAGCAGAGGAAGUCAAAGGCUAGAGCAAAAAUGGCGUCCUUGACCCUCGAAGAGAUCGCAGCUUGGACAAGUGCUGGGCAAUCGGGACAGGAAGUAGGAGGGGAGCCGGGUCUGCCAAAGAAAGAUUCUCGCAUGGCGGUGGCAGAUCUAGCUAAUCCGACAGCGGCUUCCUAG
This is a messenger RNA of Linum trigynum, 1230 nucleotides long. The record is from the annotation of a GenBank genome assembly. Lineage: Eukaryota; Viridiplantae; Streptophyta; Magnoliopsida; Malpighiales; Linaceae.